Molecule: messenger RNA, 1706 nt
Organism: Hypoxylon fragiforme
Lineage: Eukaryota; Fungi; Ascomycota; Sordariomycetes; Xylariales; Hypoxylaceae
Product: Dynamitin-domain-containing protein
Exons: 3
Coding region: 229-1512 (427 amino acids)
Biological process (GO): mitotic spindle organization
Cellular component (GO): dynactin complex; cytoplasm
Source: RefSeq, a predicted model, not a curated record
UGUAGCCACAAGUUCAGCCACAUCUGGCUUUCAAGGUUUCAAGCUCAGUGUAACUUCAAUGUGCUGCUGGCAAAUGGAAUUGACUCUAGAAUUCCUACAUUCAAUCAUUUCAAUGUUGAUGCUAUGUACACAAACGCUACCAGGUGUACCCAAUAGUAACAACUCCAGGUUUUGAACAGGAAAGGAAGCAAUCACAGCUUCCUACAUGCCAAACCACAACCUUCAAAUAUGGCUUUAAAUCGAAAGUAUGCUGCAUUGCCAGAUCUUGACUCUGCACCCGACAUCUACGAGACUCCCGAACUAACAGACGAUAACUCUACCAUUCCGACUACGGCAGGACGAACACAAUCAGAGAACGAAUUCGAUGACGAUGAUGACGAUGACGCGCCAGGUAUCUCUCAUUCGCGACUCCGCAUAGAUUCAGCUCGGUCUCGAUUCUCACCCGCCCAAGUCGAUGCUCGAGAUGUGGAUUUCUCCGAUAGAUUGAAUGGGAAACGAAAAUCAUACAAAACCUCAAGUCGAAGACAGCGAAUUCUAGAGGACGGCACCGAACAAAUUGGUGAUUUUAGCGACGAUGAAGGAGGCGAAGAUCUUGAGAGGAAGAUUGCGCGCCUGAAACGUGAGAUUGAAGAAGCCAAGGAAGAAUAUGGCAAACGGAAGGCAGACACCACAGAGGCUGUAGGAGAUCAGAAUCUGGACCUUGGAUCGCUAAGCCAGGCAUUAGAGGAGAUAUCCACUUUGCCCGAGAGAGGAAUCACAACCCGACCCGGUCAAGCGACAGCCGCAAGCAAGCAAACGAAGGAAGAAGACCAGGAAUUAAAGCAGUCAGCGGCGAAUGGGGCGACGUAUACUAUCACAUAUGCGCCGAGUUACGAACAAAGUCAUGCCCUUGCCAAAGCUGCCGAUUUCGAUCGACGAUUACUCCUUCUAGAAAAGGCUAUUGGAAUUACCUCGUCAGCCAUGCCUGAAUUGGAAGGCAGUGGACUACCCCGAGCUAUUAUGCCUACAUUAGAGGCACUCCAGAGCCAGAUCCUGACGUUGUCGGAGGCGUCCACUUCAUCUCUCGACAGCAUUAGCCGUCGAGUACGAACACUCACCCAAGAAGCCGAGCAAUUGGAGAAGUCAAGGAAGGCUGCCAAGGUGGCUCAAGAAUCACUAGCCUCUUCGGGUGGCUCUCCAGUCGAAGCAGACGAUUCGGAGCAGACAGCCAAAAUCAAUGCACUCUAUGGAACUCUUCCGACCAUUGAAAGCCUAGCACCCCUUCUGCCCCCCCUGCUCGACCGACUCCGGUCGUUGAGAGCCAUUCAUGCCGACGCAGCAACUGCUCAUGAAACGCUAGAACGUAUUGAGAAGUCACAGAGUGAGAUGAUUGCUGAUAUCAAGCAAUGGAAAGAAGGUCUGGAGAAGGUGGAAACAACCAUAAGCGAAGGGGGGGCGGCUAUGACGGCCAACAUGAAGGUAGUAGAUGAAUGGGUGAAAGAGCUUGAGGCCAAAGUGGCUCAACUAUCGUGAUGGUGGGAAUAAUAGUGUACUGCAGCCUGUGUUAGCCUUGAUACCCUACCGCAUAGGAAAAUGAUGAGUACGUUGGAAGGAUGAAUGAAAAGAAAGUAAAUGUUACAAAUAUUCUAGGAUUAUUUGAGUGCUUAUUAGAUAACCUAGGUAGAUAGAUUCGUAUGAUACUAUUUUAUCUUGAUCACCAUUUGGAG